AUGUUGAAGCCCUCACCAAAAAGCUCCUCGCCCACAAACCAAUUAUCGCACACGGAGUGCGUUCCAUUUGAAGAUGAAGAAGACAACAAUCCGUUCCUGCAUCAUCUGGGUCUAACAAGCCUCAUUCAUCAAAGCCAUUUGCCAAAUCCGCAAGAAAGCCAAUCGGAAAGGAGACCGAGUUUGACCAACGAGGAUUACGAGGACGAGUCGAUGUUAUUAUACAAGACUGAUACUUUGAACAGAACGUCUCAAUCUCAAAUAAGAAGCGAGUCAUUUAAUACCGUGAAUAUGAAUUUUGAAAGCCGAGUAACGAAACUACUCAAGCCCAAUGUCAAUGUCAGAAUACAAAUCACCGAGGCAGGAAACUCAAAUGAAGGAAUGAAUAACGCCCUGAAGAAAUACGUUGUUUAUACAAUAAGACUAAUGAAUUUGGAUAAAAAAAAUGAUGAAAUAUUAACCAGGAGGAGGUAUAGCGAUUUCGAAAGCUUAAGAGAGAUAUUGACCAAGAUCUUCCCCUUGGUUAUUAUACCGCCAAUACCACCAAAAAAUUAUUUUGAUUUUUCUGUAUUUAAUGGAUUAGUUGGACAAGGAACAAGCGGGGUAUCAAACGGUGUACCGAUGCCAAUUUCUACCAAUAAAGAAACCGUUAAUAACGGACCGCCAUCUGCCGCCUCUGCUGCAUCUGCUGCUGCAUCCGUUGCAAAUCCCAUAUCGUCAACUCCCUACGCGUAUAUAAAUUCGAAUCACUUGGGAAAGAUUAGAUUAAUCGAGCAUAGGAAGCGAUUAUUGACCAAUUUCUUGAACAACUGUCUUCAAAUCAAGCAGAUUCGAAAUCUUGAGUUUUUCGCUAAAUUCCUAGAUCCAAAUGCAAAUUGGACUGAUGAGAUUUCGUUAAUCCAAAACCAAUUACCUAAAAGUGUCUAUUUGUUGAAUCCUGAAAAUGGACUCAAAACUGAUCCAAUUUAUCGAUAUUUACCAAAUCCUUCAAAUAAAAAGACAAUGAGUUUUUUCAAAGACAAUAAAAAGAGAAUAACUAAAAAGACAAACCAAUUGAUUAGUAGUGGUGUUACUAUCGGAAUGCAAGAUAACAAUAAUAAUAUCAAUAAUAAUAUCAACAACACCAAUAAUAUCAACAACACCAAUAAUAUCAACAACAACAAUAACAACAACAGCAGCAGCAACAACAACAACAACAACAAUACUACUAGUGGCAACUACCCAGUAAGUGAACCUGAUCCCGAGACUAUGCAAAGACAAAAACAAGAAGAAUUUAUUGUGGACACAUCGGGCCUUGAUGAAGUUAAUAAAAAAAUUAUGGCCAAUUUCAUGGGGUUAUCAAAUGACUAUGCUGAAUUGGGAAGUGUUUUUAAUUCCUUUUCAUUGAUGUUUUCUGAAACAUUACUGCUGCGGAGUGAUGAUAACAAAUUAAAGACAAAUGAAAAUGAUGAUGAGUUAAAUUUCAUAUUUGAUAAAAUAGGUCAAGCAUUUGAUCGAUCGUAUAUCACCAUAAAUUCAUUGAUUGGAGAUUUAGAAACAAGAUUUUCAGAGCCUUUAGGUGAAGCAGUGCAAUAUACCAGUAUCCUUCAAUAUGUGACGAAAUACCAGUCCAAAAAACUAAAACAGAAACAAAUGUUAGAUAAUGAACUAAAAAGCAAACGAAAAGAGUUGAAUAAUUUGUUAAAAGUAGAGGCAGAAGCAGGUAAAGUGGAGCAUGCAAUAGCAACACAGCAUAAUGGCAAGUCUACUACAAAGUACAACUUGAAUGGCAAAGCUUCCACCUCAUCAACAUCAGCGUCAAACGGUAAUACAAACACAAAAACAAACUCAAACACACCACCGGCGAGUCAAAAUAAUGGAUCAAAGUUCAAAUUCCCAAGCUUCAAAAAGAUAACACAAUACGUGACUGAAAUCAUUGAUCAAAAUCCUCAACAAACACGCAAAACAAAAAUCCAUGAAUUAACUGAUAAGAUUGAGAUUUUUGAAAAAUGUCAAGGUAUAAUGUUGGCCGAUUUAUCGUUUAUAUUUGAUGAAAUUGAUAAGAAUCUAAAGAAAUUUCAUACAAGGCAAUUGAAAAUGAUCUAUGAAAUAUUAUUGUAUUACAAUCGAUUCAUGAUCAAUUGGGCAAAGAAAAAUAUCGAAAUUUGGGAAGAGGUGAGAGAUGAUAUUGUAAAGUAUUGA
Lodderomyces oxycetoniae is the source of this 2178-nucleotide messenger RNA. RefSeq lists its product as uncharacterized. The transcript has a single exon. Lineage: Eukaryota; Fungi; Ascomycota; Pichiomycetes; Serinales; Debaryomycetaceae. Gene Ontology annotation, biological process: retrograde transport, endosome to Golgi. Bases 1 to 2178 code for a protein of 725 amino acids. The record is from RefSeq and is a predicted model, not a curated record. Gene Ontology annotation, molecular function: phosphatidylinositol binding.